Molecule: messenger RNA, 4867 nt
Organism: Chanos chanos (milkfish)
Lineage: Eukaryota; Metazoa; Chordata; Actinopteri; Gonorynchiformes; Chanidae
Product: zinc finger protein 335-like
Exons: 27
Coding region: 3-4631 (1542 amino acids)
Biological process (GO): brain development; positive regulation of transcription by RNA polymerase II; positive regulation of neurogenesis
Cellular component (GO): nucleus
Molecular function (GO): RNA polymerase II cis-regulatory region sequence-specific DNA binding
Source: RefSeq, a predicted model, not a curated record
AGAUGGACUCUGAGGAGAUGGAGGUGGAGAGCAGCAGUGAUGUGGGACAUUCCAGAAUGGAGGAACCCUCUGAGAGUGGAAUGGGAAUGGAGUCCUCAGAAGCCAUGUCAGCAGACAGCAGCGAUGCAGCUGCCACACCUGCCAUGGCACCAGAGUCUGACUGCCAUGUAGGACAGAGUUCUGAGGGGCUGGUGGUGUUCAUCCCAGAGACAAGUUCUAGCACUGAUGUCCGUGGACUCCACCUUCCAGACUCCUCCUCUGUGGCACAGUCCACCAGUGUGUCCAGUGUUUCAACCGUAACGCAGUCCAUCUUGGUGUCGGAGUCAGCUCAGGUUUUAGUGCACUCCAGUGCCGUGGCGGAUGGAGGGAUGAUGGUAUCAGACUCCACUGCCUCCACCUCUUCAGACCUGGGUUCUGCCAUUGACAAGAUCAUUGAGUCCACUAUUGGCCCUGAUAUUAUGAAUGGGUGUAUAGCAGUAACCAGUGCAGAGGAUGACAGUGCUGAGACAACACAGUAUCUGAUUCUUCAAGGCCCAGAUGAUGGUGCUCCCAUGGUGGCUCAGAUGUCAUCCUCGGCACUGUCUAGUCGCAUUGCCCUAGAAACUCUGGCGGAUGGCCCAACAUCCACCUGCUUGGACCAGGGUGACAUGGGGGAGGGAAUGCGCAGCGGCCUGGAGCCUGACCAACCUGAUCAGCCAGCCCACUCUGGCUAUCCAGAGCAUGAAGAUGGUAGUAGCAGCAGCAGUAGCAGCAGCAGCCUUCCCGACCAGCCUCACCACUCCCAGUACAACAGGGAUGACCCAGACCAGACCGUAUCUGAGCCAGAUCAGACCCGACAGUCUCGAUUCCCCGACUACAGCGUGGAUGGUUCUGAGGAGCCCAUUUGUGGCUACCCCGCUGAAUGCAGUGAUACGGCCUCCACUCCCCUACGGCACCACCCUCGCUACGUGGUGGAGUGCAGCGCCGGUUACCUGGAGUGCAGCGCAGCGGACGACAGUCCUGAACAGCCCCGGCACUCCCGCUACAUCGACAGCAGCGUAGACGCUGUGGAACCCGCCCAACGUUACGUGGAGUGCGUCACCGCCUCCGAGCAGGACAUUGCUGUCGGAGACAGGCCGGACGAAGAGGCGGAGCAACCACGACACUCUACAUCUACGUGCUUCGUGGAACGCGGUCCUGCCCGAGCGUCUUUGUUCGCUGACGAGGAAGGAGGGGUUGGACACUCGGUGACGGACACAGUGGCCUCACAGCUCCAAGAUCAAAUGGAGUGCAGUGACAGCCAGGCUGGCCCUUACAUUAGCAGCAGUGGCACCUACUCUACUCAACCUGAACCCGAGGUGGUCCCACACUGGUCCCCAGCUCCACAGCCUGGGGGGUCUGUGGAGCCACAUGACGAUGGUGAUGGUGCUGCUGUAGUGCAGUCAGGGGUGGAGGGAGCUUCAGAAGACAGACCCCCAGACCUAGAAGAGCUAGAGCAGAUGAUGGAAGUGGUGAUUGUUCAACAGUUCAAGUGCAAGAUGUGUCCCUAUAAAAGUGUUUCCAAAGACACCCUCAUCAACCACAUGAGAGAUAAGCAUUUCAAGCCUGCAGGUGGUUCUCCGCCUAAAAAGCGAAGGAGAGGAAGACCCCGACGCUGUGACAUGGUGGCGCGAAGAGUGGAAGAGGUAAAAGUGGAGGAACCGCAGGAGGAAGAGGAAGAUGACAUAGUGGAUGCUGGUGCUAUUGAUGAUCCCAAAGAUGACAGUGACUAUAACCCAGCAGAUGAGGACUGCAGGGGCAGGCAACCUGCUUAUCAACAUGUAACUCCACCCUCCUGCUCCUCCUCCUCUAAUGACAGGCCACGCAGAAGAGUGGGCCGGCCGCGCAAAUUCAGCUACUCCUACAGCAACAACAACAGUAAAGAGGCAGAGGGAGUGUCUCAGACGAAUGGAGCAGUGGAUCCCCAGGCACCUGAGGAAGCAAGCUCCUCAGGGCUUGGCAAUGGAAAUGCCUCUUUGUCCAAUGGUAACACAGUCGAACCUGGCGUCAGCCAAUCGGAUUCUGAGAACAAAGAUCCCUCAUCAAACACAGGACCGGAGGAUGCGGAGUUCUUCCCGAGGAAACGUGGAAGACCCUCCAGACGUUUUCUUCGCAAAAAGUAUAAGAAGUACAUGAACCGAAACAAGUAUUACAAAUCUCUCAAGCCUCUACUGAGGCCUCAUAACUGCUGGAUCUGUGGCUCACGCUUCCUCUCACAAGAUGACCUUCGUUUUCACGUCGAUUCCCAUGAAGGCAACGAUCCAGAGCGCUUUAAGUGCCUUCAGUGCAGCUACCGCUGUAAACGUUGGUCCUCGCUGAAGGAGCAUAUGUUCAAUCAUGAAGGCACAAAACCAUACAAGUGUGAGGAGUGCGACUACAGCAGUGUCUAUAGGAAGGACGUGAUAAGGCAUUCUGCAGUCCACAACAAAGACAAGAAAAGGAAAACAGCACUGGUUCCCAAGGUGUCUGAAUUCCCCUGUCCCAUAUGCCAGAGAGUGUAUCCUAUGCAGAAAAGGCUGACUCAGCACAUGAAAACACACAGCACAGAGAAGCCACAUAUGUGUGAUAAGUGUGGGAAGUCCUUCAAAAAGCGCUACACGUUCAAGAUGCAUCUUCUCACACACAUCCAGAAUUGUGGAAAUAGCACGUUCAAAUGUGAGUUCUGUGAAUAUCAGUGCAACAAUAAGAAGAUUCUGCUAAACCACCAACUGUCCCACACUAAUGACAAGCCAUUCAAAUGUGACUACUGCAAAUACUCCACCUCCAAAGAGGACUUCCUAGUGUCUCAUAUUGCCAUUAAACACACUGGAGAGAAGCCAUUCUCUUGUGACAUGUGCCACUUCAUGACCAAGCACAGGAAGAACCUGCGGCUGCAUGUCCAGUGCCGCCACCCCGAGGCCUUUGAGGAGUGGAGUCAAGCCCACCCUGAGGAGCCCACCCGUCGCCGUCGACGCCCCUUCUUUACUCUACAGCAGAUAGAGGAGCUCAAACAGCAACAUGACACACAGGGCCUGCAGAACUCCAUUGUUUCUGUGGAUCCCGUGACACUUCAGACGAUGGAGAAUGCUGCUGUCUCACAAGACGCAUUAGGAAACACCACCAUCAUCUAUGAACAAGCUGAGUCUUCAGAGCUGUCUGCUCAGAAUGCACUGGACCUUUUGCUGAACAUGAGCAAUGCCCGCGAGCUUGUAGGAAACUCAUUACAGGUGGCAGUGCUGAAAUCAGACGGUAAGACUCUGGAAGCGGGCUCUUGGGCUGGAACCAGUUCAGCAGGUCAAGGGUCAUCCCUGCAGCCUCAGAAGGUUGUGACCUUCCACGUGGCAGAGAACGGGGAGACUCUGGUGCAGGAGGCCUUUGAGACAGCGGUGGCCGGCACAGACGGAGGCUCAGAGAUCACGCAGAUCGCUAUCGCCGGGUACGAAAGCGCCGGCGACUUUAACGUGGUGGAGCAGACAGCUGAGGAGAUCAACAGCAGCGGCACUGCUUACAGCUCAGAGGAGAGUCCCGGAGACCCGGCAGGCUCAGGCCUGGCAGAAGGCGUGCUACAACAGGUAGAGCUGAGCAAUGAGACUCCAGGUUCCCCCUCGGCCAGCUCCUUCCCCCAGCAACAGCUCAACCCAAAGAGGUUCUCUUGUCGCAUCUGUAUGGAGUCCUUCCAUGGCCGCUCUGACAUGGAGAACCACAAGAGGGCGCAUUUGGACCCCAACACCUUCAAGUGUCCGGACUGCGAAUUCACAGCUCCAUCCUGGCCUGAAGUCAAGGCUCACAUGGGCAUGCAUGCAUAUCUGCGACCUCACAAGUGCAGCACCUGCAGUUUUGCCACCAAGAACAAGAAGGACUUGCGACGCCAUAUGAUGACUCACACCAAUGAGAAGCCUUUUGCGUGUGAGCUCUGUGGACAGAGGUUUAACCGUAAUGGCCACCUCAAGUUUCACAUGGAGCGUUUGCAUAGCCAGGACCCUCCAGCACGUAAGCCCAGGACUGUCCCCUCCCAACAGACAAUAAUCGUCAACAGUGAUGAAGAGGCCUUAGCCACACUACAGUCCCUGCAGGCAGGACAGACAGUGAUCAGUCCAGAGAGACUCCAGCAGGCGCUGGGUAGAGAGCAUAUUAUCGUGGCUCAGGAGCAGGCUCUCUCUGACCAGGAGGAGGCCACAUAUAUCCAGCAGAUCACCACCGUGGACGGCCAAACAGUUCAACACUUGAUGACGGCUGAUAAUCAGGUGACUGAGGUGCAGUACAUAAUCUCUCAGGAUGGCGUUCAGCACUUAAUUCCUCAAGAGUAUGUGGUGGUAUCCGACGGCAACCAUAUUCAGAUGCAGGAUGGUCAGAUUGCCCACAUCCAGUACGAGCAUGAGGGAGCUUUCCUACAGGAGCAACAGAUUGCUCUGACCCAUGAUGGACAGAUCCAGUACGUUCCUAUCAGUACCGAGCAGCAGAUAGUCAGCCCCGAAGACCUGGAGGCCGCCGCCCAUUCAGCCAUGACUGCUGUUGCAGAUGCUGCCAUGGCCCAGGCUCAGACAGUCUACACCACACAGGCCACGCCCGAACAGCUGGAACAGAUGCAGCAACAGGGCAUUCAGUAUGAUGUCAUCACCUUGACUGAGGAGUAGCAGAGAGAAACAUAAUGUGCUCUGACACCGACACACCCGCUUUGUGACUGCUUCUACCUGAGACAGAACCUGUGCAAGAGCCUCCUCAGCUGUUUUUGAAGUGCUGCAUGGUUGUGGGACUGGUCGAAUCAGUGAAGACACGGAGGAAUGGCUGCUCUCAUAUACCUUGUAUGACACUGUAAUAUAGGUUGAGCUUUUGUAAAUUCCAAAAUAAAUAUCUCCCUCACUCAUGGUCU